This is a messenger RNA of Phytophthora infestans T30-4, 1173 nucleotides long. RefSeq lists its product as uncharacterized. NCBI's taxonomy places the organism in Eukaryota, Oomycota, Peronosporomycetes, Peronosporales, Peronosporaceae. The coding region runs from base 1 to 1173 and encodes 390 amino acids. The transcript has 4 exons. The record is from RefSeq and is a predicted model, not a curated record.
AUGGAGGCUGUAGCUGAGCCCACCCCGGAGUCCGAGUCGGACAACCGGUCGGAGCCCCCACCUGAGCCCCUGUCGCCACCAGAAAUCAUAAGGAUUACAGACCUUCUUAAUGAGGUGUACUCAAAGCCUAAGCAGCGUCGGAUGCAUUAUACAAUGAAGAAGAAACGGCACGUUCUGAUAGCAACACAGGGCUUAAGUCAGCGCGAGGCUGCCAUGUCUAAAAAAUUUCCGCGAUGGACUUUAAUGUCAUGGAGGAAGAACGAAGACGAGCUUUUUGCGUUUCGAGGCAGCGAGAAGACCCUGUGGUGGGCACCUGGUCGUCGCGAGAUAAUACCGUUUAGCGCUAUGCUCGUCACUUUUAUGAAGGAAGCACGUCGCGAGUCCCUGCCUUUUACUUCAUUUAUAAUAGCCACAUUCAUUCGGGAGGAGCACUCGGAGUGGUUGGAGGACUUAUCGAAGGACAACAAGGACACAUACACUGCGUAUCAAUCCCUACAAAGGCUGCUACAACGCUUUGCGUAUCGGCAUGGCUUCGUGCGGCGCACACCGGACGGUUUGAAGGAAAAACUGGAGGACUUGGUAGAAGUACAAGACUAUUUUGCUAAGCUUUUCAAGUCUAAGUACAAUAGCUAUGCUGCAAGCGAAGUUUUUAACUGUAACGAAACUGGGAUUUACUUUGAUGCGCCGCCGGGCCAGAUACUAUCCGAAAGAGGUCAGUCGUCAGCUAUAACGGCUCAGCAAAAACAUUCUGCUCGCUUGACGGCUGUAUGCACUAUCCGCGCGGAUGGAGUUAAGCUUUCACUUCUCUUCAUUGGGCGUGGAGAGCAAAACGGCAUCAUCGAGAGAGAAGAGCUGCCUACAUACCCCGACGACCAACAGUCUGCGAAAUGUAUCCAUUGUUACGUCUCCAUCGAAGAAGAGGACACCAUGCCCUCAACUUUCGACUCUAAGUCGAUCGAACCAUCGCCCAAUCCCCCGGUUGGGUCGUGGCGUGGCCGUGACGAUGUUCGGGACGCUCCCGAAUCGACGCGUCCGUGUAAUAAGGAAGAGGCGCAGUCACAUGUGCCGGUGCCGACUUCUUCUCCGCGUACUACACCUGUAGUACGCGCUCUCUGGAUGCCAGCUGCAUCCGAAAUCGCUGACAGGGCUGUACGCGUGCAGCACCAUCGAUGA